AACCAAAUUGGGCAGACCACAUAGAAGCAUUGACUCAUGCAUACAACUGUACAUCCCACUCUUCACUGGAUUUUCACCAUUUUCGAAAAUGAUUAUGUACGCAAGUUGGCAGACAACUUAGGAUUAGCGUACGCUGAAGCAACACGUACAGCCGAUGGAGUGCGACUUAAGCAGAAAGCGACUUACGACAAGAAGGCAAAACAGUCCGAAUUCGAAAAUGGUUGUCAAGUUUUGAUAGCCAAUAAAGGUAUUCAUGGUCGACGGAAAAUUGCUGAUAGAUGGGAAAAUCAACUUUAUACGGUAGUGUCUAAAUUCCCUGAUCAGCCUGUGUAUGUUGUACGUUCGAUUGAUGGAAAUAAAGAAAGAACAGUUCAUCGGAAUUUAAUUAUUCCCUGUACCUUUAGUACCCUUGAUGAAAGGGACGAAGAGACAGAACAAUUCACUUCAUUCAUUCCUCCACCGCCAGAAUUUGCAACGUACAGUUCAGAAGAUAGCUCUUCGGAAGACAGUUCGUCAGAUUUUGAGAACAGGUACAAUCUGCGCGAAAUAAUUCGUCCACCAGUGAGAUUUGGACAUUGAGACUGAUCAUGAACUUAUAUUGACGAACAUUUUCUUAAUGUAUCUUAUGCUUUUAUA
Messenger RNA from Anneissia japonica, 636 nucleotides. RefSeq lists its product as uncharacterized. The coding region runs from base 37 to 579 and encodes 180 amino acids. The record is from RefSeq and is a predicted model, not a curated record. Lineage: Eukaryota; Metazoa; Echinodermata; Crinoidea; Comatulida; Comatulidae. The transcript is spliced from 2 exons.